Cyclocybe aegerita is the source of this 1740-nucleotide messenger RNA. The record is from the annotation of a GenBank genome assembly. Lineage: Eukaryota; Fungi; Basidiomycota; Agaricomycetes; Agaricales; Hemipholiotaceae.
AUGCACUCGCCCCCUGCCAUGGGUGCUCUACUGGCUGCUCUCCUCCACGGAGUCUCGGCGCAAGGCCUCCUCGGACAGGUCAACUCACCCGCCUGGAAGGCGUUCAAUUCCACGGUCGGCGGCCGACUGGCCCUCGGGAUUCCUUGGCCCAAGCCAUGCUUCAGUGUCUAUAAUAACGCCUCUGUCACUCCUGAUCCCGACCAAUGCGCAUUCGUUCAACAAAACUACUUCAAUGUCCAUAAGCCUCGAGCCGACGCUUUUGGUGGUUAUAGCGCGCUCCAAUUCGAGGCGUGCAUGUCGACUGGCGACGAGUGCAUGCUCGACUGGACGAACCCUACGAACCGUGCUGCCUUCACCCUUCCACAAACAUGCGAUCAAGGAAGCGUACCGCCACUAUACGUCGACGUGAAGGACGAGAAUGAUGUGAUUGCUACCUUGAACUUCGUUCGAAGGGCCGGUGUCAACCUUGUCAUCAAGAAUACUGGACAUGAUUUCAAAGGACGAAGCUCGGCUCCCGACUCUCUAGCCCUCUGGAUGCACCACUUGAAAUCGAUGACUUUCGUUCCCAAAUUUGUACCCGAAAAGUGCACCGCGAGAGGAUAUGGCGUUACGGCUAUCACCAUCGGGGCAGGAGUACAAUUUGACGAACUUUACAGGUUCGCCGACAGCCACGGUGUUGAGAUCGUGGGCGGCUCCGACGAAACAGUCGGUGCUGCCGGUGGAUUCUUGCAGGGUGGAGGUCAUUCGUCGAUUUCACCGUCAGCGGGUAUGGCGGCUGACCGCGUCCUUCAAUACAAGGUCGUGACGCCCGACGGAGUUUACCGUACCGCGAACGCGUACCAAAACUCCGACCUCUUCUUUGCCUUACGCGGUGGAGGAGGCGGAACUUUUGGUAUCGUAAUGGAGGCAACAAUUUUGGCGACGCCCGCCCGUUCAUAUCAAAUUGCCAGCAUUACUUGGCCCAUUAACGACGACAACCUGAGGCAAAUUAUGACCCUGUUUGUCGAUAACGCGACGACUUUUGCAACACAAGGAUGGGGUGGAUAUUUGACACCUUCAACUGGAAGUCUUGUCAUGACGACUCCAAAUCUCAGUCCCGCAAACGCUAAGAAGUCGGCCGAGGCUCUCGUGAAUCUUUCGGCCGCUCUCGGAGGGACCCCCACGGUCACUACUCUCAGUUCCUUCUACCAGUGGUAUUCUCAGUUCGUCGGAAAUAAUCUGGCAGUGAUACAAGAUGCUGUUGGUCUUCCAAAUGCUCUAACCUCGCGUUUGAUUCCCGAGAAGAAUCACCGAACCGCUGCUGGCCGAGCGGAACUUGUUGACGCUAUGAUGAACUCUUUCUCCAACUCCAUAUUUUCGCAAAUCCACUUGACAACGCCUUUCGGCUUUAAAGGCGCAGAUGGUUCCGGAACGAGCGUUAAUCCUGUGUGGCGCAAGUCACUAUAUCAGGUAAUUUUAGUCAAUACAUGGUUCUUUAGCUCGACACUUGCGGAUCGUCAGGGGGCGUAUGCACAGUCGACGAAGGCGGCCAACAUUUUGCGUGACAUCACGCCAGGUUCUGGAGCAUAUCUUAACGAGGCUGACAUUCAUGAACCGAAUUACAAAGUGUCGUUCUAUGGUCCUUAUUAUGAAAAGCUGCUCCAGAUAAAGAACAAAUACGAUCCUAAUCUUAUUCUUGAUUGCUGGCAAUGCGUUGGCUGGAAGGGUCCAACCGCCUCCCAAUACAGAUGUUAUAUCUAA